GUCUGAUACAGUAAAUCUAAAUUUUUUACAUUUUCAUGGAGGAUUGUAUUUAUUAUCUCUGAAAAUGCGACCAUUAAAGGCGUUUAUUGAGGAAUAACUGUGAUAUCAGAAAAAUAAAUUAUAUACCCACGAUUAACUAUAUUCCUUUUAGUCGCCAGUAGCUGCAAAUGUCAAUAAAAUCCUUUAACAAAAUAGCUGUUCCGAUUCUGAAUUUCAAACCAAGAUGUCUAUAGUGAGAUCGUGCCCAGGGCUGUACUGUGGCCGUACACAGUUGGACAAUGGCUCCUGGAGUGACUGCGGGGCAUGUCCUCGAGGUUUUCGCACGAACGCGUCUAGUUACUGCGAGCCGUGUACAGAUGUACCGACUUUGUACGAUUGGCAGUAUUUGGGGUUUAUGGUGCUUUUGCCGCUGGUGUUGCAUUGGUUCUUUAUUGAUAUGGUGUCUAUAGGCAAAGGAAAGCAAGGCAUACUGGCUCAACACUUCUCGGCAUUCUUCGAGGUAGUCUCUGGCACGCUAGCAGCCUUGCUUGUCCUGCCGCCGACCGGCAGCUUGGCAUUACAUGUGUGUACUCCAACAGCACUGUCGGACUGGUACACAUUGCUGCAUAAUCCUCAGCCAGACUAUAAGGAGACAUUGCAUUGUACACAGGAAGCGGUUUAUCCAUUAUACACAAUAAUACUGCUGAUCUACGCAUUCAGCUUACUGAUGACGAUCACUAUAAGACCGUGGGUGAUGACAUACCAUCCCCCGAACCCUGGAAAGAAGGCCAUAUACUGUGCUCUCUACUUCUAUCCUAUAUUGGUUCUUAUUCACACUGUUGCCGCUGGACUGAUCUACUGCUCAUUCCCCUACAUAAUCAUAAUCAUAUCAAUGAUGACAUCAGCGUCGCACUUCUCAAUCAAGCUCGACCAAUCAGCAUCAGCCUUACUCCUAUCUUCAAUAGCCAAUCCCAGGAACCUUGUAAUCCUAAUCGGCCAUUGGCUGGUGCAUGCGUACGGGAUUAUAUCUCUCACUGGGUUGAAGGAUCUGUGGUAUCUGAACCUAGUUCCUGCUCCGGCGUUGUUUUAUAUACUUACGGCCCAGUUUACUGAUCCAAUGAAGAUACAUAAUGAUUGACGGUAUUGGAAAACUGUCUGGAAAUAAUGUGGGUUAGUUGAGAAUGGACUUCAGUUCAAUCAUUUGAUAAUCGAAACUGGUCAAGCAACAAAUAAGAAAUGCCGCCUUAGUGGUAAUUUCUACAUACAAACGUACUCCACUCUUUCCUCCGUGGUUUUUGACCCUAGAGCAAUGAUUUUUUCAAAUUAGAUUAGUUUAGUACUGGGAUAAAUUAUUUCUGAGUUGGAUUUGCUACAAUAAUUAGAUUGGCUAGUUUGCGAGGAUCAGUAGACAUCAAAGAUAUGUGUCGUAAGGAAUUAAGGUGCAAAAGUGUAAGCUUAUUUUUUACGUCGACUGUAUUUAAUUAAUAUAUGUAAUCUAGAUAAACUCUAUUUUGAAAUAAUGUAAAUUCUAAAGAAAAUUGCAAGCUUAAAUUCACUCUACUGAUUUAUGGUAAGAGUAGCUGACGAUAUAGUUAAGAAAUAUUACCAGAUUAGUUAUUUAUUUAGGCUAAAUUACAUAUUUCAACAUUUAAUAUUACUUUUGACCUUUAAUGUUGAAUGCUUAACAAGUAACACGAGUGUCAUCAUAAAAUAUUAAAAGAAAAUCUUG
Molecule: messenger RNA, 1708 nt
Organism: Cydia strobilella
Lineage: Eukaryota; Metazoa; Arthropoda; Insecta; Lepidoptera; Tortricidae
Product: JNK1/MAPK8-associated membrane protein
Exons: 4
Coding region: 224-1117 (297 amino acids)
Biological process (GO): response to unfolded protein
Cellular component (GO): membrane
Molecular function (GO): ubiquitin protein ligase binding
Source: RefSeq, a predicted model, not a curated record